Thalassophryne amazonica is the source of this 2426-nucleotide messenger RNA. RefSeq names its product epsin 1 (gene epn1). Bases 420 to 2342 code for a protein of 640 amino acids. The transcript is spliced from 13 exons. Lineage: Eukaryota; Metazoa; Chordata; Actinopteri; Batrachoidiformes; Batrachoididae. Gene Ontology annotation, biological process: endocytosis. The record is from RefSeq and is a predicted model, not a curated record. Gene Ontology annotation, molecular function: clathrin binding; phospholipid binding. Gene Ontology annotation, cellular component: clathrin vesicle coat; endosome; plasma membrane.
GACUGGGUUUGGAUUUUUAUUGUGGUGUGUUGUCAACAAUUCCCCACACGCUGCGUUGUUUGUAGCGUACUGACGUGUGUUCUGCGUUGUCCCGGAGUAGGACGCGUCUUCGUGAAAGCUUUGGGCAGUUCAGCAGUGUUGUUGCGAAUUAGCAGCAGCUAGCUAGUUGGUUGUUAGCAGCACGAACAGAGCAGCAAGUGAUUUCCUCUUUGACUCAAACUACCAGGUUUCAUCUCUCUUGGCCUGAGGUGUCGUGAGCCAAUGUUGCCACAGGAAGAACCAGAUGAACUGAGACGGAACAGUGUGUGAAUGAGUGGUGUGCCGGAUCAAGAAACCAAAAAGGUGCCAAGAGGAGGGACCCUAAAUUCACAUCAGUUUUGUAACAGAUUGCAACAGAACACAACAGCCAGACGGUUGCCAUGUCGACCUCAUCGCUACGGCGACAAGUAAAGAAUAUCGUCCACAAUUAUUCAGAGGCUGAAAUCAAGGUUAGAGAGGCAACAUCUAAUGACCCAUGGGGACCCAGCAGUUCUCUAAUGUCAGAGAUUGCUGAUCUAACCUACAAUGUUGUGGCCUUUUCUGAAAUCAUGAGCAUGGUGUGGAAGCGCCUCAAUGACCACGGCAAGAACUGGAGACAUGUAUACAAGGCCAUGACUCUUAUGGAGUACCUGAUCAAGACUGGUUCAGAACGUGUUGCCCAACAGUGCCGAGAGAACAUAUAUGCAGUCCAAACGCUGAAAGAUUUCCAGUAUAUUGACAGAGAUGGCAAAGAUCAGGGGGUGAAUGUGCGAGAGAAAGCCAAACAGUUGGUGACCCUGCUGAAAGAUGAAGAGAGGCUAAGAGAAGAAAGGAUUCAUGCCCUCAAAACCAAAGAGAAGAUGGCACAGACCUCUAGUGCCUCCUCAGCUCCCUCAGCACCCAGCCUGGGUGGUAGUCUAUCAUUGGGCUCCCACUCUGGAGGGGCUGAUCCUGAGCAGGCAUGGCCACAGAGCUCUGGAGAGGAGGACCUGCAGCUCCAGCUGGCUUUGGCCAUGAGUAAAGAAGAGGCAGAACAGACUAGCACGGACCCUCUGGAGGACGCAGAGCUUCGCUAUGCACUCACACUCAGCAAAGAGAUUCACCAAAAGGAGGAGCGGCUGCGUCGAGGGGAUGACCUAAGAUUACAGAUGGCCAUUGAAGAGAGCAAGAGGGAGAAGCCAAAACCAGAGGAGAGUGCUCUAAUGGAGUUGAGUGCUGUGGACCCCUGGGCGGCCCCUGCAUCUGCCACAGUGGGCUCUGCUGGCUCCUCCCCUCCACCCACAGUUUCUGCCCCUGUUGCUUCAGGCCCAUGGGGCACGUCUACAGACCCGUGGGGGGUUGCGUCACCCACGUCUCCAACUAGCUCAGACCCCUGGGGUGGAGGAGCUCCAUCCACAAUAGCUGGGCCUCCAGACCCCUGGGGAGAGACAUCCAACAGAGUUAACAACGUUGAGCCCUGGGGAAGCUCAGCUGUGACCCCCCCCAGUGCUGACCCCUGGGGCCCCCCAGUACCCCCCAGCACUUCUUCCUCAGGGGGGCCAAUAGACCCUUGGUCAAGGGAUGGGCCUGUCCCUGCCUCUGACCCAGUCACCUCUGACAUCUGGAGUGGCACCGCCAAACACACUAAUGGCACAGGAGACCCAGAACUGAGAGGGUCAACCAGCUGUGACAGCACAAGCUCUCCAGUCCCUUUUGAUUUAUCGUCUCUUGGUUCUUCACUUCCCGUUCGUAAGACGCCUGAGUCCUUCCUUGGUCCCAAUGCAGCACUGGUGGACCUUGAUUCCUUGGUGUCAUCUAAACCCAAACAACCUCCUCCUCCUCCUAUUGUCUCCUCAUCUUCGGCACAUAACCCUUUCCUUCAGAACACAGGCUCAUCGCCUGUCCCUGGGAUGGCAGUGACACCAGGCAGUACUAUUUCCAGCAGGGGGGUUUCUCCGACACCCGCUGCUUCCAACCCUUUUGGUGUGGCCCCGCCCAUGACCUCCAUCUCACCUCAGCCGUCGUCGCUCGGCCUGAGCAGCCUCCGCACCAGUCCUGUGCCUCCAAAUCCCAUGCUGGGCAUGGUGCAACCUGGGAUGGGAAUGGGGCCAAUAAGCAUGGGAGCUCCAGGAAUGGGCAUGGUGCAGUCCGGCCCCAUGGGUUUGCCCUACAGCAGCCUCUCGCCUAUGGUGGCUCCAGGUGCCUCCCUUUUAGGUCCUGGAGGGACAGCACCUCCUCAGCUGAUUUUGGGAGGGACAAGUGGAACGGGAGGAGUGAUGGGGGCAGGAACGUCAGUAGGAGGUGGAGGAACAACCGGGGCAAGCACCAAUCCUUUUCUUCUUUGAGGAAGUGUCACGUCGCUCACCUGAUUCCACCUCCUCAGCCUUACCUGCUGCCCCAUCAUUCAUCUACCCCCCAACUCAGUUUGU